AUGGCCCAAUUCCUGGAACACCAAGAGUCACCAGCGAAAAAGAUCAAAACAAGAAGUGGCAAGAAGAAGAAGGUAGCUGGCCGUUUUGAUAUACCUGCAAUGUUAGAUGUCAUUGGCGAGCUGAUUACCACCUUUGUCUACGACUCGGCUACCAACCUUGGAUAUAAGACUGCUCUCGAAGAUAUCACAGGUCAACUUGGCACCGUAGCUUUACAGAAAUGGACCAGUAGACUUGCCAACCUGAAAAGUAUGAGCCUGUACGACGGGUCUGUUUUAGAUGGGACGGUGGCUGAGUCAAUAUUCAACCAGUGUCCAAAUUUCGACGAUCUUACUUUCCUGUACUCUUUACCUAGAGAAGGGAUCGACCAACGGCUGUCUUCAUUCUUUAAUGGUUUGAAGCCAAACAGUCUUCGAUCGUUAUCUGUGCUGAGUGCAAAUGAAAUCGGCCCAGAAACGUUGUUGGCUCUGAACCACCACUCAAACUCCUUAAGGUCUCUGACUUUGGACGGCCUGAGAUCAGAUGUCAUUAAAAAUCUUUCCCUUCUUCAAGGCUGUGAUCAGCUAGAGUGUUUAGACAUUCACGAUCAGGAUGGCGUGGUCGAUCUGGAGGCCACUGAAAAUGAUGUGUUCCUUGAGCUUGUCGCAUGGCUAGGCCGCUGCGCCGAGUUGCGGAAACUCAAACUUGUCUCUGUAGUCAGCGCCCCUAGUAUUUUAACAUCAGUCUGCUUGAUGAACAACAUUCGUCUCCAUAGUCUUGAGAUUCACGGUUAUACACUUUUUGGCAAUCAGGAUUUUCAUAGGGCAAUUUCGCACCAAACUUCACUUGAAGUUUUAAAUCUUAGGGCGAAUCCAGAGGAUUCUUCACGAGAUGAUAUCGAGUGCCUAGUGGACUCCAUUUGUUGUCUGCAGAAGCUGAAGGAGUUACGCCUAGCACCAGAUACUGCUGAUUACUUUCAAACUGGCGCAAUAGCAAAGCUCGCAUCGCACUUACCAAACCUUGAAAACUUUUCAAUCUGUGGAUUCGACAUUGAUGAUGGAAUUUGGACGUCAAUAGCAGGACUUGGUCAUUUGAAAAUGCUCAGUAUAUUUGGACUGUCCAGCUUUACCGAGCCUGGCAUUCUUUGGUACAUUACAAAAUUGAAGGUCAACAACCGUGGUCUUGUCCUAGCGAUUCAAGCGCAAGAUCCUAUUAAAGCCUUGACUGCCGAUGAAAUUGUUUCCAUACAAUCAGCUCUCACUGCGAAGGUGGAUGGGAAACUGGAAUACCAGCUACACAGGGAGGCUAGCUCAUCUGAGGAGGAAUUUUCGGACUAA
Glarea lozoyensis ATCC 20868 is the source of this 1314-nucleotide messenger RNA. RefSeq names its product RNI-like protein. Lineage: Eukaryota; Fungi; Ascomycota; Leotiomycetes; Helotiales; Helotiaceae. The record is from RefSeq and is a predicted model, not a curated record. The transcript has a single exon. Bases 1 to 1314 code for a protein of 437 amino acids.